This is a messenger RNA of Drosophila kikkawai, 3144 nucleotides long. Its product is annotated as zinc finger protein 271. Gene Ontology annotation, molecular function: DNA-binding transcription factor activity, RNA polymerase II-specific; zinc ion binding; RNA polymerase II cis-regulatory region sequence-specific DNA binding. NCBI's taxonomy places the organism in Eukaryota, Metazoa, Arthropoda, Insecta, Diptera, Drosophilidae. Gene Ontology annotation, cellular component: nucleus. Gene Ontology annotation, biological process: regulation of DNA-templated transcription. The record is from RefSeq and is a predicted model, not a curated record.
CGAUCAAGGUCAUACCUUUUAAAAUGUUGAUUUUCUGAUUGUUGACUUUGGAAUAGCUACACUUAAAGUGGUUUUACUGGGUUAAUUAAACGCCUCUGCCAUGAAGCUGCCGGUUAUGUGUCGCACUUGCGACUCCACGGACACCGACAAUCUUCUCAAGCUGGCCACGCCCUCGAAAAAGUAUCCGGACAAGCUGCUAUCGGAGAUUUUGAUGGAGCUUACCGAUAUCCAUGUGGACGGGAUUGGCACUCAGAAGCUGCCGCAAUGCUUGUGCAGCAGCUGCACCAAGAAACUUAUGGCUAGUUAUUGCUUUGUGAAGCAGGCGCUGGCCGCCAACGAACUGCUGAUGAAGCACUUGAAGAACGGCUCUGCGCCAACCGCCAACGACUGUCUGCAGGAAGCGCCCAUGGAGCUGUGCGCCGAGCAGCAUGUGGAGGUCAAGAUGGAGACGGAGGACGAGGAGUGUGGCGGCGAUAAGGAUGUUAGCAUCAGCUGCUCUGAGCUGCCAGACCCGGGUGAACAGGAUGUGGAGAGCAAGAAAUCUGUGGAUCCGCUGACCAUGAUUGAGACGGUGAAGCUGGAGGGUGAACCGCCAAGCGUGGAAAGGCCGGCGGAAGAAGAGUCCUCGUCAGACUUUGAGGAUGAAGACUCCCUGGACAGCCUGCCCCUGAAUAAACGCAUCCAAAAGUGGAAGGCCAGAAGUCUGUCCGUUUUCAAGUGCCACGAUUGCCCCAGGAGUUUCAAGAGAAACGAGUACCUAAAGCGCCAUGAAAUCCGUGUCCACCAGCCGGAGACCCACUGGUUUGCCUGCUCCCUCUGCGUGCGUAAGUUUAGCCGCAGCGAAGCCCUCGAGGCUCACCUGAAGGUCCACAGAAACUCCAAGCGUUCGGCCAACAUCAGCGAGCACAAGAAGGCCAAGGCGGUGGAUCUGAAUCUGUGCAAGCCGCAUGGCUACAAGCUCAUCGAGUGCAUGAUCUGCCAGAGUCAGUACAACAAGAUUGCGGAUCUUCGCAGGCACUUGGAAGAGCAUCCAGAUAUUGUCAGCCUGGGAGUACGUCCAAAUGUGGAGCCAAAUGAGCUGGCGGAACUGUUUUAUCCCGACUCCAAGGACCUGGACGAGGAGCAGUUGAUUGUACUAAUCCGCAAGGAUUUGGCUUCGGGCAUUUAUCAGCGUUUCUACUCGAUAACCAAUCAAAGUGGCUAUGAAAUGGAUCUAGACAGCUCGGAGACUGACAGCGAGUUGGACGGUGAGCCCGAGGAUCAGCAGAACAGGAGGCGGCGCAAGAACCGCUACACCUGCGAAUUGUGCCAGCAAAAGUUUCCGCGAAAAUAUCAGCUCUAUGAUCACCAACGGCAGAGCCACAGUUGGUCCGAGGCUCCGCAUGUCUGCGGGCGGUGUGAUGGACGCUUUGUCAGCCUACAGUUGCUGAGGCAUCACAACGAGUCGCAGUGCCGAAAUGCUCAAAAACGCUUCCUUUGCCAUAAAUGUCCCCUGCGCUUCCGGUGGAAACACAAUCUAAAGACACAUUUCCGCGAGCAUAGAAUAACCAACCAAACCUUCGAGUGUCCCGAGUGCAAGCGGGUUUUUGACAAAAAGAAAUCCCUCACCGUUCACCUGCUUAGCGUUCAUGCCGAGGAAUCCAAGCUUAUACCUUGCCAGUGGUGUAGUCGCAAGUUCUAUCGUCAUGACUACCUGGUGAAGCAUUUAAAGCGUCACGGGCUCAAGGAGCAGGACAUUCCACUGGCCGAGACCUUAAUAGCGGCCACAUCGCGGCCCAAUGGAACCAAGAGAAUCACCUGCCGAAUGUGCAAUCUACACUUUGAGCGGAUUGUGGAUCUGCGGGCCCACAUCCAGCUGGAGUUGAAGCUCUCCUUGUCGCUACACCAAAGCUACGACUCGCCGCACAAUUAUUCGAUUACAAACGAGUCUGGCUUUGAGUUGCAGCUAGAGGAUUCGGAGACCGAGGACGAAAUGCAGUCGAGCAGUGGUAGUCGUCAUGUUUACAUCUGUGAGCUGUGCAGCGUUCAGUGCAAGCGGAAAUUCGAGAUGAUUCAGCAUCAAAGGACAAUGCAUCGUUUCGACAAAAUGCCGCAUGAAUGCGAUGAUUGCAUCUUCAAGUGUGUGUCCAAGAGCAUAAUGGAUCACCACCGACUGGGGCAAUGCAGCAGCAAGGACAAGAUGUAUACCUGCAGCAAGUGCUCCUACAAAUUCAUGUGGCCCGAGAACCUAGAGCAGCAUAUGCGACUGCAGCACAGCGAAACUUCUUCUACCAACAAACCCACAAGCAGCGAGGGCAGGCCACAGACUGGACCUGGUGACCUGGUCAAGGAAGCCGGCGAAGAUGGUGUUCCACUAUUGCAGUGUCCGCAUUGCGAUCGCACUUACCAGAUGAAGUCCCGCCUCAACAACCACAUCCGGGAUGUCCAUGUAAACGGGGAUCGGAAGCGCAAGGAGGCCGUUAAGCGUUUCUUGUGCUCCCUGUGCGGCAGGGAGACCCGUUCAGCGGCCGCUCUCGUUACCCAUACCCGGCGUCACACCGGCGAGAAGCCUUUUAAAUGCGAUCAGUGUGAGAUGGCCUUUCCCCGGCAUUCGGAGUUGGCCUCCCAUCGACGGAUGCACACCGGUGAGAAACCCUUUCACUGCACAGUCUGUGGCAAGGAUUUCGCGCGCUCCGACAAGCUCAAGCGUCAUAUGCUCACCCACAGCGGUCUGAAGCCGCACAAGUGUACGUACUGCGAGAAGAGCUACCGCCAGGCCAAGGAUUUGAAGCUUCAUCUCCAGCAGCACACGGGCGAGUGUCCGUUUGUGUGUGGCACCUGCGGCGAGCGAUUCAUACAGAGCAGCACGCUGGAGAAGCAUCGUCUAAUGCGACGCCACUUUGACGAAGUGGAAGCCUGGCUAAGGCGUCAAAAAUAGAACAGGUGUUUGAGAAAUUAAAUAAAGUUUAGGUUCUAGCAUAAAAAAUACAUGGUUUUUUAUGAUGAUAGUUUAGAGUUCAAGCUAAAGAAGGCACAUGAUUGAGAAACUACAAACGGAAGUGAAAAGUAUUUUAAUGAACUAAUUUUGUGUAACUCCGACUGAUAACAAAACACACUUGAUCUCUGGGGUUGAAGAAACCCAAACAAUACUUCCAAUAAAACCGA